UAAAAAUAUCCAAUAAAAUCUUAGUUUGGACUACCGUUAAAGGUUGUAUUAACUGAAAAAGUAGGUCAUGACAACUGAAAAAAUACAAAUGGGUAUUGAAGGCCCAUGGACAAAUGAAAGAUUGCUUUAAGGAAAUGUGAAGGGACUCCACCGUCUGGCAGGGACUUUUUUGCCGGUCGUGGACUUUAAAAUUUAGCUAACACCAAUUUGUAGUUCCCUGUGGACGACAAGAAUCUAAUUUUUGUAUUUUCUCCCCUAGGUCCUCCCAGCGUCCCAUACCUGCAUGAGUUCUUUGACUCGGUGCACGCACAACUGGCCCUCGAGGCUGCUAUUCCCAAGUGUUGGUUUAUCCAACUCGCUUGGGACGAGUUGUCAGCAGUAGCUGUAGCCUGUUGAUCCCAUUUCCUUCUGCUCUAGUUCGGAUUAGGGAGUGGCUCUCCCAGGACUUCCAGUGUUUUCGUGCUUGGGCACUGGUAUUCACAUGGCUCCGGUGCAUUGUUUUCUUCUAGGCAGCCACGGGUAGCGCUUCAGCUUAGACCUUUAUUUUACAUUCUAUCGUCUUGGACUGCAAGUACUCUGUUGUUUCUGCUCUCUCUCCCGUCUUUCCCAGUUUCCUGUUAGCCAAAGGCAUCGCUCUUUCUGAACGAAAAGUUAUCAGAAUGGAGUGGAACCUCCCGGAAAAUGCUCUUCUUCCGUGUGUACCGGAUGGGAGUGGGGGUAGCCCAGAAACUGAAUGCCACUGUCGGUAGCGCUGAAAAGGACCUGAACCCCAGACGGGAGAGGAGUCGGAGAGGAUGGCCGGGGCCGGCAGCCAGCACCCCCCUCCAGGGGCCGCAGGAGGAGCGGCUGCCGGGGCUAGUGCUGUGAUCACCCCCGCCGCUGCCUCCGCAGGUCCCGGAGAGGAUUCGUCUGACAGCGAAGCGGAGCAAGAGGGACCCCAGAAACUGAUCCGCAAAGUGUCGACCUCGGGGCAGAUCCGGACCAAGACCAGUAUUAAAGAGGGACAACUAUUGAAGCAAACCAGUUCUUUCCAAAGGUGGAAAAAGCGAUACUUCAAGCUUCGAGGCCGAACACUUUAUUAUGCAAAGGACUCAAAGUCUCUGAUAUUUGAUGAAGUUGACCUCUCAGAUGCCAGCGUAGCUGAAGCAAGCACAAAAAAUGCUAACAACAGCUUCACGAUAAUCACUCCAUUCAGAAGACUAAUGCUAUGUGCUGAGAACAGAAAGGAGAUGGAGGAUUGGAUCAGCUCUCUGAAGUCUGUACAGACCAGAGAACCCUACGAGGUGGCCCAGUUUAAUGUGGAACAUUUCUCAGGGAUGCACAACUGGUACGCCUGCUCCCAUGCCCGACCCACUUUCUGUAAUGUGUGCCGAGAAAGUCUUUCUGGAGUCACCUCCCAUGGCCUGUCCUGCGAAGUAUGUAAAUUCAAGGCUCACAAAAGGUGUGCAGUGAGGGCAACAAACAACUGCAAAUGGACGACUCUGGCCUCCAUUGGGAAGGACAUCAUCGAGGACGAAGAUGGAGUGGCUAUGCCUCACCAGUGGCUAGAGGGUAACUUGCCUGUAAGUGCCAAAUGUGCUGUCUGCGACAAAACCUGUGGCAGUGUUCUUCGUCUACAAGAUUGGAAAUGCCUUUGGUGUAAAACGAUGGUACACACUGCCUGCAAAGACUUAUACCAUCCUAUAUGUCCACUUGGCCAGUGUAAAGUGUCUAUCAUACCUCCAAUUGCACUAAACAGCACUGAUUCUGAUGGUUUCUGCAGAGCAACGUUCUCAUUCUGUGUUAGUCCUCUGCUGGUUUUUGUCAAUUCUAAGAGUGGAGAUAAUCAGGGAGUCAAGUUCCUCCGACGAUUUAAACAGUUACUAAAUCCGGCUCAGGUGUUUGAUUUAAUGAAUGGAGGCCCUUAUUUAGGUUUAAGAUUAUUCCAGAAGUUUGACAAUUUUCGGAUUCUUGUUUGUGGAGGAGAUGGAAGUGUAGGUUGGGUUUUGUCAGAAAUUGAUAAGCUCAACUUGAAUAAACAGUGUCAGCUGGGAGUGUUGCCUUUGGGUACUGGAAAUGACCUUGCCCGGGUUCUUGGCUGGGGAGGUUCAUACGAUGAUGACACCCAACUUCCCCAGAUACUAGAGAAGUUGGAACGGGCCAGCACCAAAAUGUUGGACAGGUGGAGUAUAAUGACCUAUGAACUCAAAUUGCCACCAAAGGCUUCUCUACUUCCAGAACCUCCAGACGCAUCUGAAGAAUUUUAUAUGACAAUUUAUGAAGACUCAGUUGCAGCUCAUCUGACAAAAAUCCUUAAUUCUGAUGAACAUGCAGUGGUCAGAUCAUCUGCCAAGAUACUGUGUGAAACUGUAAAGGACUUCAUUGCCAAAGUAGAGAAGGCAUAUGAGAAAACCUUGGAAAACGCCGUUGUAGCUGAUGCCGUGGCCAGUAAAUGUUCAGUCCUAAAUGAGAAGCUUGACCAACUGCUCCAGGCUUUGCACACAGAUUCCCAGGCUGCUCAAGUUUUCCCAGGCAUUGGCUCUGUCAUUGUAGAAGAAGAUACUGUGGAAUCUUCAAGUGAAGAGUCCUUAUGUGAAAGCAGGGAACAUCUCUUGGAUGACACUACAAAACCUUCCUGCCAGAAAGCAGUCAAACCAAAGGAAAUAAUGAUGCGGGCAAACAGUUUAAAGAAAGCAGUGAGGCAGGUCAUUGAAGAAGCAGGAAAAGUUAUGGAAGACCAGACAGUUCAUCCCUGUGAACCAGUUAAUGAGUCAUUUGAUUAUGACAGCACAGAAACAGAUGAAUCUAAAGAAUCUAAAGAUGAUGAUGCAAAAGAGUCAUUAACUGUUAAAACUGCACCUCGGUCUCCAGAUAGUCGGGCAAGUCGUUCCCAUACUGACUCUGGCCCUGGUCCAACUGUGGCGUCCAACAAAGAAAACCUCCCUGUGCUCAAUACCAGAAUAAUCUGCCCAGGUUUAAGAGCAGGACUAGCUGCCUCAAUUGCUGGGAGUUCUAUUAUCAACAAAAUGUUACUAGCAAAUAUUGAUCCUUUUGGUGCAACGCCAUUUAUUGACCCAGAUCCAGAUUCAUUAGAUGGAUAUUCAGAAAAAUGUGUUAUGAACAAUUACUUUGGGAUUGGAUUAGAUGCAAAAAUUUCAUUAGAAUUUAAUAAUAAGAGAGAGGAACAUCCUGAAAAAUGCAGGAGCCGAACUAAAAACUUGAUGUGGUAUGGAGUCCUUGGAACCCGGGAGUUGCUACAGAGAUCCUACAAGAACUUAGAACAGAGGGUUCAACUUGAGUGUGAUGGACAAUAUAUUCCUCUCCCCAGUCUGCAAGGAAUAGCAGUAUUGAACAUCCCCAGCUAUGCUGGAGGCACUAACUUUUGGGGUGGAACUAAAGAGGAUGAUAUAUUUGCUGCACCUUCAUUCGAUGACAAGAUCCUGGAAGUCGUUGCAGUAUUUGAUAGUGUUCAAAUGGCGGUUUCAAGGGUCAUUAAACUACAGCAUCAUCGGAUAGCUCAGUGCCGUACAGUAAAAAUCACUAUAUUUGGCGAUGAGGGAGUCCCAGUGCAGGUGGAUGGCGAAGCAUGGGUUCAGCCUCCAGGGAUUAUCAAAAUCGUGCACAAAAACAGAGCUCAGAUGCUAACAAGGGACAGGGCUUUUGAAAGCACUCUAAAAUCUUGGGAAGAGAAACAGAAGUGUGAUUCUGAUAAACCAGUUCUUCGAACCCAUUUGUACAUCCAACAUGCUGUUGAUUUGGCCACGGAGGAGGUGUCACAGAUGCAGCUGUGCUCCCAGGCUGCGGAGGAGCUCAUUACAAGGAUUUGUGAUGCUGCCACAAUCCACUGUCUUUUGGAGCAAGAACUGGCCCACGCAGUGAAUGCCUGCUCCCAUGCACUGAAUAAAGCCAACCCUCAGUUCCCAGAGAGUCUUACCAGAGACACUGCCACUGAAAUAGCCAUCAAUGUGAAGGCACUAUAUAAUGAAACAGAAUCUUUACUAGUCGGCAGAGUUCCUUUGCAGUUGGAAUCUCCACAUGAAGAGCGGGUAUCCAGUGCCUUACACUCUGUGGAGGUGGAGUUACAGAAAUUAACAGAGAUUCCCUGGCUCUAUUAUAUCUUACACCCAAAUGAGGAUGAGGAGCCCCCUAUGGAUUGCACCAAGAGAAACAGCAGAAGCACAGUAUUUCGUAUAGUACCAAAAUUUAAAAAGGAAAAGGUGCAAAAGCAGAAGACAAGCUCACAGCCUGUUCAGAAAUGGGGCACAGAGGAAGUUGCUGCUUGGCUGGAUCUGAUCAAUUUGGGAGAGUACAGAGAAAUCUUCAUCCGUCAUGACAUCAGAGGGGCUGAACUUUUGCAUCUGGAGAGGCGAGAUCUGAAGGACCUGGGGAUACUGAAAGUGGGCCAUGUGAAGCGAAUUCUGCAGGGAAUUAAAGAGCUCGGAAGGAGCACUCCCCAGUUUGAGGUGUAAUCAUAUCGGUGCUAUGCCUUGGAAAGGAAGUAAUUGCUACUUAAUACAAAGUUCUUGGAAGCAAUUGGCUGUUUUUGUAGUUUCAUGCCUAGAUAAGUAAGCACCACUGAAACACCUCGAUGACUUGAUAUUUUGCCGUGGGUGAGAAUUUUGAUUUGAGAUAUUAGAAAAUAUUUUUGUGCCAAAAAUACAUUUCACAGAGCCAUUUUCUUAUUGUGCAAAUCUAACAUGUUCAUAUUUGCUCAUGUUAGUAAAAAAGUAGGAAAACUGAGACAAUUGGAUUGUCAAAAAGGUGGGAUUGCAAAAUGUUUACUUUCCUUAAAGCUGGUCAUGUGGAAUAUUCUUAUUGUGCAACUGCAAAACAAUAUAUGGCUAAAACCUCUUAUAUCUCAUUACUGGAGGCAUUGGCUUCUUCCUUAUAUUCAUGGGUUAGGGAUCUAAGAUACAUUAAGGUGUGUUUCGAAUGUUAUAUUGGUAUCACCUCACAUUCCUAGUGCUCAGUGGUCAAAGAACAUGCUUAAAAUCCCUCAAAUACUAUGAAUGAAUGCGAAUCUUAAUGCACAUGGUUGCUGCCUGAAUUGUCUUUUUCUUGCAUGUCACAUCUAAUAUUGUUAACUCUUAGUUUUAGUGGAAUUAAUUUAUUACUACCUAAGUACCUUUUUGUUAGCUAAAGGCAUUUUCUGUUCUUCAGUGUGGACUUUGCAUAAAUAUCCUGUAUCUAAGAAUUUGUGAACAUGUGUCUGUCCCAUAAUCGACAAACAAUAUACUCUUUUGCAAGCCAGUUUUAUGUCCAUUUAACAUAAACAGUGGGCAUACACAUUAAGGCAUUUUUCUGAAUAUUUUCACAAAUUACAUUCUCUGUUGUCUAACAAUAUUAAUUAUGCUUUCCAAAGCCAAAUUCCCACAUUCGCUCUUAAUCUUCCAUUUUGAUUUAAUAAUUAUUUAAUGCUGUGUUUGCAUUUAAAAUAUAGGAGACUGUUAACCUCCAGAAAUUUCUUCAGUGUCCCAGCUGGGAUUUGUAUACUGAUGACUGGAUUGGUCACCCAGACUUACCCACUAGCUCAGGUUACUCCUGACAUGAACUGCCUCCCAACAAGAGAAAUUUAAAUUAUUUAAAGGCCUUUACAUUCUUCUUAUUAUCUCACAUAAUUUGUGUAUCCUGUCAGGUAGAUAUUAUUUUCCCUUUUCUAAACCACUGCAUUUCGAUGUAGCUCAUUAGGAGUCAACAGUGCAAUUAUCAAAUCUUUAAAAGCCAAAGGCAUACAUAUCAAAAAGCCACACAAAUAUCUUUAAAUAAGCUUUCUUAAGAUAUUAUAUACCAAAAGUUAAUUGUAAUAUUUAAAAACCAUCUAUAUAAAAGAAGUAAACAGGGUAGUGUACUGACCCAGUGGUGACAAUUUUCAUAAAGUAGCCUUCUAGGUAGGUAAUCAAUAUCCAUACACAUAUGUGCAUAUACACAUAGACAUGUAUAUGCACAUAUAUACAUUCAUAUGUAUAGUCACACUUUUAAUCACAAAAUAUGCUCUCAAUGAUAUUUUCGAGACAACUGCUGAAUGUUUGAAUGAACUAUUGUCAGACAUAAUUAGAUCAAAGGAGUUUAAAUAUUUGACUUUAUUCUUAUUCAUAACUUUAGUAUUUAACUACUAGUGAAAAUCACAAAAAUUUGGACAUCUUAAAAAUAAAUGAACCCCCAUGUGUUCCUGACCAAGUGUGUCUGACUAUACAUAUUUUAACCUAAGUUGUGAAUAAAUGGAAAUUUUCCAAAGAGAAUUAUAUCAGGUAGCUUAAUGGAGUAAAAAGCUCUUCGCUUAAAAUUUUAAUGUUAUCCACACCUAAGAAACCAAAGGCCUUUUCUAGUCCCUUUUUUACCCCUGUCCCCACCCCCACAAGGAGCCCUGCUCUUCCCGGCACUUCCCCGUGGAAUCAGAAUAAAAGAUAACUCGAUAAGUUCUCAGAAAAGGGGGGGGGCAAGGAGGUGAGGAACUCUAGAAAAAAAUGAAUGAAUAUGAAAAUCUUUAUUGAUUUUCACUCUCCCAAAAUACUGCUUUGCCAAUAGAAAAAAAUCUCAAGCUAUUACACUUUCAGAAUGUAAGAAUAAGAUGUAAAUGAUUGGCUUUUUUUGUUUGAUGUUGAUCUUUCAUUCUUAGAUACCAUCUCUUAUAUAUGACGUAAAACCUCCAUUAAUGGAGACUUUAAAUUAGGUAGAAUUUUUCUACAAGUGGCUCUUGGAUAAGGGAAAUCCUUUAAAAUGAUCAUUUAAUUUUUUUUUUUAUUUUGUUAAAUGAGAGCAGAUUUUCCUGUCCACUUUGUCAUUUGUGGUUAUGUAGGACCCAAACAACUUCACUCAACACCUUUCUGCCAGGGUGGUGCCCUCAGAGCCUCCCUAGGUGCCUGUCAGUAUCACAGAGGAACCAGCUUCUUCUAAUGGAUGAGGUUGCAAAAAACAGUGGGAAGAAUUUCUCUCCCGGUGUCUGAUCACAGCUCUGGGGUCUGCAGGUGAGGCCUCUGUGCCUUGAUCCAGCAUAAGUUGGGACAAGUAGCCCAAGCCUGCUCCUGAUUGCUAGCUGUCAUUGCCACCUUCCAACCUGCUAGGCUAUUCCACCUUCCAACUUGCUAGGCAAAUAAUUUGGGAGGGAUGGAGAGGAAUCACAGCCAACUCCCGCUUCCUGUCAGUCUCAUUUUCUCGAGGAAGAACUUGCUUUUCAAGAAGGAAGAGACUAAAUAAAAUGUUGGUGUCUAUUUGACUUUUCCACAUCUUUCCACUCCCUUUCUGAGUUUCUUUUCCACUUCCUGGUUUCACAUUUCCGCAUAUGCGUACCACAGUGAUAGUUGCUCGAAUUCUCACUGCUGUGUACUACCCUUUCCUCAUUAACUGUCCUACUGCAAAAUGACUCAGCUCUCCCCACCUUAGCACUCACUGGAGGUCAUCCAGCAAAGUUUUAGAAAGAAAACCAUUUAAAGAAACUAUUUUUGCCAUUUGCAUUUUAUAAAAGGAAACUUGCUCAUCUAAGUGAAUUUUAAUGGAUCACUAGGCGUGUCAAACUCAUUUUCACCAAGGGCCACAUCAGCCUCACAGAUGCCUUCAAAGGGCCAAAUGUAGUUUUAGGACUGUAUAAAUGUAACUACUCCUUUACAGUUAAGUGAGAGCUUGGUGCUGCCUCUGGGUAGAAGCAGGUGCAGGGCCAGAUUUGGCCCGCGGGUCUUGUGUUUGCCACCUGUGGAUUAGACAGUUUGGGGACCAUGGUGUGUGUGUGUGUGUGUGUGUACACAUAUAUAUUGCUGUUACUGAGAAGAAGUGACCCAUGAAUGUCUAGAUCUAUGCUGUCCAGUACGUAGCCACUAGCUACAUGUGGCUGUUUAAGUCUUUUAUUUUUAUGUAGAAACUGAGUUUUUCAAUUCCAUAGUCACAUUUCAAGAGCUAAAUAACCACAGUGGACAGUACAGAUAUUGAGCAUUUAUAUCAUUACAGAAACUCUGCUGGAUAACAUUGAGCCUUGCUACCCAAAAUGGACCAGCAGCAUCCUUAUCACCUGGGAACUUAAGAGAAAUGCAGAUUCUUAGGUUUAGUCCAGACCUACUGAAUCAAGAAUUUUAAACAAGAUUCAUCUGAAUGAUUAGCGCUGGCCUAAAUACGUUUUAUCCCUCCGAGAUAUUAGGGAUCUGAGGUCUUCAAAAGGUCCUCAGAAUAGCUCAUUUCCCCCCCAGUCUGCUGUUUUAUAUUGCCUUCCCAUCUAAAACUCAUUUAUCACCUUAGCUGAGUUUUCUUCUCAGUCCAUAUUCCUAAUUCUGGUUGUAGAUGAGCCCUACCUACCCAGUGAUUACAUUUUGGUGGCGAGGGCAGAACAGAGAAGAUUGGCUAACUAGCACAGCUGGCCUUACCCAUGUCUUAGUCACCAGCAGUCUGCCUUCAGCUCGGUUCGUUGCUCGUUUGGCAUUCUCAUUUGUUCACAACUUAGGUCACAGAAAAUAUUUCAGAAGAAUAUGCACUGAGAUAAGUAAGACUGGGUCAGUUUCCAACAACUUGUACUUUUUCACUUUCUCUCAUUGGUAGAUUAUCCUGUUGACACAGCAGCACUCACAUUAAAUGAAUCAUUAGGCAUAAAAACUCAAAAGAUUGCCAAUAAAGUGAAAUGUUUCAUUAAAGCCCUCAAAGACGGCACGUUUGCUAGACUAAAUCUGUUUUUCUUAUGCUAAUUUAAUCUUCAUUUUCAGAUAGCUAAUAAUUUCUUAAAAUGGUGUCUGAAAAUAUUAUAUUCUUGACCCUCAAAAUAUAAAUUAUUUAAUUCUUCAAUAAGACCUUUCCCAAUGACUUACUGUCAAUCCUUCACUUAAUUUUUUAUAUCAUUUACCAAAACAUUGCUUCCUAGAGAUUCUUUAGCUAAUUUUUGUGAACGAAAAGGUCACUAUUUUAAUCUUAAUGGAAGUCACUUUUAACAGGAAUUGAGGAAGGAAAUAUUCAUGCAAAGCCAUGACUUAGAAAAUUAUAGUGGGAACUUGACACAUUGUUCUAAAGCAAGUUAUUUUUUAUCUCCAACUGAGCUAAGGACAUAUUGGACUUUUGUGUUCAUGCAGAUGUGAAUUCUGUAAGAAUGUAGCUUUUCAUUAAGCUAGGAAAGCAUGACCUCUUUCCACCUUGGUGUCUAGUGUUUCUCCUGUCCUCUCUUCCCCCCAGAAAAUAAACUCAUCCUGCAUUUUUCAGGUGGAAUUUGGAUAAAACGGUGGGUUUAGAGAUUCAUGAUACAAGUGGCAGUUUUAAAACGCCAAGUCCUUUAAAUUAGCUGAGAAAAGUGAAAAAUCAAGAUUCCUCAAAUGCUAUUAGACAACUGCAUAGCCUCCCCACACCUGUCCAUCUCUGCUCACCACACACACCAGUCCAGUGGGGCCUGGGGCUGGGCUGUCCCUGCUGUGGCGUCUCCCUGGGGGCUUUUGUAUUGUGGUCUCUCUGUCAGGUGUAAUGUGUUGCGUUUGCAAUAGGAUGCAUUCCUAAAGAAAUAGCCAAAACUUUAAAGAGGCCAUGAUUAUUGGUUUUAUACUAAACAAAGCACUAAUUUUUAAUCUUUCUUGAUGUUUUCUCUUUACUGUUUUCUCUAGGUUCUGUUUAGGGAUAUUUCUGUUAGAAUAAAAAGCCGUAAAGGUUUAUUAUUACAAAGAACAGUGAGAUAAAAGACAGCUGGACUGUACCUGUUCAUAUACUUCUUUCUGUUAUUUCCAGGAAAAGAAGUUUAACAGAGUAACUGAGACUGCAUUAAACUCAGUAAUGUUGUUUUAGAAAUCACAUUACUAAUAUAGGUAAACACAUUAAUUCCUUUAUGUAAGUAAGAUAUUCUAUUUACAUAUAUUUAUAUUCUCUUAAUUUUUAUGCACUUCCAAGUUUUAAUUGGAAAAAUAGAAACCAAGCCAUUAAUUAAAAGUUCUAAGAACUUUACAUAAAAUGUUUUAUUUUAGCUACAAGUUAUUCAUUUCAUAGGAAUUUAUUAAUACUCCAGGUAUUUCAUAGGAACUGCAUUUCAAGAGUAAAUUAGCCAAACUUAAGGAAUGUAGGGUUACUUUUAAAUGUAUUAAAAUAAGUUUUAUGCUCCGUUAAUGAUGCCAUUGAAGUAGGAUAAUGAGGUUAGAUAUACAAGCUAAAAAAGAAAAAGAAUAUAUUUUGUGGUCCUUUCUAUUUGAUUGCACUAUUGUUUACCACAGCUUAGCUAUGUCUAUUUCUACAUUCUAAGUAUUAAGCUGAUAUAUAACUAAUAUUUCUUACAGUUCUGGUAACUGGUAACAUAUGUUGUAAAAGGUUUUGCUAUUGUAACAUUCCCAGUUUUGUGAGUUAUAUAUUGUAUAUUAAGAUGACUAAUAAAUUGAAGUAAUAUAUUUGACUACAUCUGGGAAAAUAUGAUAAUUAUUUUCAAAUCUUUAAAUAAGUUGUAUCAAAAUUUUUCCACCUAAGUGAUAUAAAAUUCUCACUUUUAUGUUAAAAUGUCUAUUUAUACAACAGAUUUCUCCUUUUACUGAUUUUAUUAAUUUUCAUAUUAAAUUUUUUCUUAAUCUUUUUGUAACCAGAUAAUUAGGUCAUGCUGGUUAUUCAAACUGCCAAAAUGUACUUUGGUUGUUGGACUUGUAGCAGACAAAAUAUUUCAUAACAAACCAGCUUUGUAUAUUUUGUGGCUUUGGAGCAAGAAUUUUACUUUUGAGUCUCUAAGGGAGAGGCUGCACUGUUAUUAGCAAAGUCAACAAUGGACAGUAUUGUUUGUGAUCAUCAGUAGAAGGUUUUCACAAGUUGUAUAAAUCAGUGCAUUUAUUUAUUAUGUUGUGAAAUGUAAUCUUUAUAGAAAAUGUGUAUUCUAGCUAUUUUCUUAUUACUGCUCUUGCUUAGAGUACAGUAGCUCUGUUAAUGAUUUACUUGCAUACUUGAAGUACUCAUUUCUGUCAAACAGAUGCCCAGUUUUUUUCCUUGUUAAAAAAGUAUUCUGUACUAGCAUAGGUAACUGAAUAGUAAUAGGGACUGUGUUAAAAAUCAUUAUCAUGGUUAAAAUUGUGGAAAAGGCAGAAAGCCAAAAUGAUAUCACUACUAUUAAGGAUUUAAUGUAGCCAGGGAAUUCAUCGUGCUAUUUUUUGCCAACAUGUAUAUAGUUUAUCUUCAAAUCAGAACUUUUCUGUGCUAAAUUUUCCAUUUUUGUUGUACCGUAAAAGAGAUCUCAGUAAUUAUACUGCCAGUAUGACAUUCAAAUGUACAUUAAGAAUGUUGAACCCCAAAUUAUCACAUACUUCCAGUGGCUAGCUCCAGGUUCCAGGGUAUAUAUUUCUAACACAUGAUUGCAUUAAAUCUGGGCUACUUUACAAAUAGUAACCAUGGUGACUAAUAGUUUGUUUCUGUCAAUUAAGUCAAUGGGAUUUUAAUUGAGUUCUGAAUUAUUUUGGUUUAAAAGUAGUUUCUAUUCAACUCUUUCAAAAACAAAAUCUAAAACAUAAUGGCACAACAUAACACACAGGAUAAAAUCACAUUUUCAAGAAAAUAAAACUGUUCCGACUUAAUGUGGGGCAGUGUUGUAUACCAAUGAAAUCAGUUUAGCAAGCCCUAAAUUCAACUAUUUUAUAGUGUAAACAGUAGAUGAAUUGCAAACUAUUUAAAAACUAUAACAGGAGACCCAGAAUUAAUUUACUUUAAUUUUAAAGACAGUUUAAUAUUAAUCUUACUGUUACACAACCAGUUUUUGAAGGCAAGAAAAAAGACAUACAAGAAACAUCAUAUGGGUAUUAAAAGAAAAGAAGCUUGAGUUAUUUUGGAAAGAUUUGCAAAUAAAUAGUUUGAAUAUAGAUAGCUUUCACCUUAUAUUAUAGGAGCACAAAACCUGUGAGGUGUAUGGUACGUACAGUGUCAGAAACAUGACCCAAACGUCACCUGGUAAAGCUUCUGAGACUGUCUCUGCACCUCACCCAAGUAACCAGUAGAAUUCUGGGGGCCCAUUUCACUGUUGAAAUUUAGAAGGCAUUUAAACAAGUGAAAAAAAAUGACCUCCUAAUCAUUUUUAUUUCCUACAUAAGGCAAAUAAUGUCUGCUUUCUCCACUUAGUGAUUGGUAGAGGAAGGGCUUUGCUAGUUCCUGGAGAAGAACUCUGAUAAAUACAGAUCAUAUACCAUUCAGACAAAAGAGAUGUUCGUGAACCUGCCUUCAAAUUUUUAGCAAGGAUAGAUUUUCCUUUCUUUUGAAACAAAACAAAUAUUAAAAUUUAUAGUACUACACAUAGCUGAAUCCUGUGAAUCUGGAGAUAAGAAUAUGGUUUAAGUGUAUCGAGUUCCAUAACUGACUUUGGUGCUUCCUUUCUACAAACUGUAUGCCUCAGUUUCCCCAAGUAGAGAUGGCACACAAUAUUAUCAAUUAUAAGUACUUGGGAAUUUUUCUUUGGCAAAAAAUGAUGUAAGUGUGAAUCAUACCUAAAUUUACCAUUUCUUUCCUACUGUCAUUUAAGACAUAACGCUUCCAAGACUAUAGCUUGAAAAUUAAAACUCCAAAUUAGGAUCCCUUGAUGUUCAGUUUAACAAUAAGAGUGAAGUAACAUUACUGCUCUCUGUGUCAUAGUAGGUUAUGGGUAUUUUCAUCUGUGCAUACAGGCUCAUAUUAUUCACUUUAGGGUCGUCUAAAAACUCACUUCUGAAAUCUCCAAAAAUUUAGUAGUAUUUUCUUCUGUAUCUACUCCAACCAUUUUACAGCAGUGAAUAUUUUUUAAAUUAAGACCUUCAUGUUUUCUAGUAUUAAUUUUCUAAAGAGGAAAAUGUUUCUUUCUUCUUCCUCUUCCUCUUUGUUUUUUGGAGGGAGACUUUAUUUAAAUCAGUCAUUAAAAAAAUGGAUCACAGGACUCCCUGACCUUGUUGACUCUUUAUGCUAAGUGACUUAGUGUAAACCCCGUGGAUUGGUGCUCUCUAACUGCAGAGUACCUUCCAAACUUCUUUAAAGAGACUAAACGAGCGAUUUCCUUAAUUACUGCCAUAAUGAAAACCUUAGUACAACUAAGGGAAAUAAAUUAGAAUAACAGUGAAAACUAUUAAAUAUACAUUACAGUAAAUGAGCAUUGCUUUUAUUUUUGCCUGACAUUUGAAUUCAGUCACUAUUGGAUCCUUGGCAUAGGUUCUUUGCAAAAUCUGGUGUUUAUUAACAGCAUAAUGUGAUAACUUGGGAGCUCCCCUAAAAGUGUGAAAGCUGUACAAUGUAAAGGAAAAGACUGAAUCAGAACUUAUUCAUGUGGUAUUUUGAUGUCUUAAUAGCACAAGUUAUUAUUUAAUGUCUAUUUUAUUUUCAUUUGAGAGAGAAGGGGAGGGAGAGAGAGAAACAUCAGUGUGAAGAAGAAACAUUGAUCGGUUGCCUCCUGAACAUCCUUCAACUGGAAAUCAAACCCACAACCUAGACAUGUACCCUGACCAGGAAUGGCUCUGGUGACCUUUCAGUUUGUGGGAUGACACCCGACUAAAUGAGCCACCCCAGCCAGGGCACAGCUUGUCAUAAUGAUACAUCUGUAAUGGAUGAUUCCAGAAUGAUUUGGUAUAGUGACAGGAAGAAAUCACUUUUCCGGGAAUUUGUUUCCCACAAUGACCUGAUACACAGUUGACCUUAGUAUAUAACUAAAAUUAUUAUUUUUUUGGAGCCUGCCCUAUUUACAGAUUUUAAUCCUGCAAUACAUUUUAAUAUGCAUAAGGUUAAGGAUGAAAAAUUGCAAACUUUAGCAAUUCUUUUGUUUCUUCUCCUUUUACUUGAAAAGCUUUCAGAAAGCUUUGAAGACAUGACACUGUUUUCAUAGCAACAUUAUGUGAUUAUAUCCUUCUGCCAAGAAACUCAUAAACUAAAAUUGGAACAAAACGAAUGCUUAAUUCUAAUCUUGGUCUUGGAUUGUGUAAACAAAAGCAUUUUAUAUCUCAAAAGUUAUUUCAGUAUUUAUGCUAUUGCAUAUUUUGGUUUUUGUUCAUUUCAAAGUUGAAUCAGCAUUUUAUGUUCUAUUUUUAAUUAGUUGCAGUAAAGCGAUAAUUUCAUUGCUUUUGUUAGUACAAACUCACCAUUUUUCUAUCCUGUGCUUUUCUGGUUUUCAGCAACCAGUUUUCCUACCUUCAUUCCCCAUCUCUAGUCCAUCUUCCUCAUUGUUGACACAGUGGUCUUUCUGAAACACAAAUUUACCUUGCAUGCUUUGCUAAAAAUUCUUAAAUACACUCUCAUUAGAGUAUAGCAGCCUAACAGUUCAGCAUGAAGCAUAAGGAUCUCUGUGACCCUGAUUUUUUAGCAUCCUCACACCACUAUUUUUUUACCUUUUUUUUUUUUUAAGCAUCCUCACCCACCAUUUCCUGUAGAGAUCUUUUGUAAUUCCAGAAUUUGGAACUAUUCACAAUUUAGUGCCCUGGCAUAAUCACAUAGCACAGGCUAACUCAUUCAAGACUCAGUUCAAAUUCCCCAAACCAAGUUAAGCAUUUUAUCCAUGCUUCAUAGAAUCUUGAAACUUUUUGUUAAAAUAACAUCACAUUUCAACAAUUUUAUGUAUUAUAUAUGCCUGCCUCCCUCAUUAACCUCUCCUUUUAUAAUUUUGUCUAGCUAGCACAUAAUAGGACUUUAAUAAAUGUUUCUGAGUGAGUGAAAGUAGUAAAGAACCCCAACUUUUCUCCAGUUUUAUAUUUUCACAUAUGAAAAUGUAGGCUUCUCUGACAGUCCACAUGAGGUAUAUGUAUUCAUGAGCACACAUACACUCCAGGAAACCAACAGAAGAUAAAAAGCAGGAAAGAGCCAUUGCUUUAUGAAGGAGAUUCAUCUGUUAGCUGUUUGUCAGAAAUAUUUACCAAAUCUGAAUUCUUGUUUCUAAAUACGAGGCUUAUCAAAUUUCACAUAACUGACAAAUUCUUAUUUGUAAUCCAUACAUAUGCCAUAAAAAUUGUCUUUGUCCUUUGUACACAUUCGGUGUAUACGAUCUAUAGACACCUGUGCACUGAUCAUCCACACAAAAUAGUGGGACUUCAGAAAGAAUAAAAUCAGUAAUAAACUUGAAAUUUUCUUUGAAAAUUCAGCCAGAGAUUUCUGUGAAAUCACUGAAUUUUUGUGAUAUCAGGUUUGUAGCUAAUAACUUUGAUUUUUUUAUGAUUUAAGGGUUAGAAGGAUUAUUUGUGACUUUCACCCCCUAUAAAAAACAUAGAGACUAAAAUCUGUUACCUGUGUUCUACGUGUUCGUAUUAUUCAUUUUAGGAGAGACUAAAAACUCACUUCUACCAUCUUCAAAAACUUAUUAGUACUCUUUCUGUGUGCACCCCGGACAUCCAAGGGUCUGUUUCUCUUUUGUGAUUCUGUAAAGUCUUUCAACUGUGUCCCCAAAUUAUGGUUAAGGUUAAUGCAAAAGGUCUAUCAAGUUAGUAAUUUCUAAAAUAGUAGCCAAAAAUGCUGUGAAUAAAUGCCCUCUUCCUUCAACUACUUAAUAGCCAUUUUCCUAACUGCUCUAUUCUUGGCACCUUAUUAGAUGCUGGGGAUACAACUAAAAUAGCACAUAAUUCUUGUCUGGUAGAGCUUGUUUUCAUAAUUACUUUUCUAUAGUCCACCUAAAAAAUUGGGAGGGCACCUUCUUAACCAUAUAUUUCUCAGAGUUUGAAAUCAGAGAAGUGGUCUCCUUCCACAUCAAAAAACUAAAAAAUCUUGUGUCAUAAGGAAAUAAUCCCAUUUCUGUGUCUACAGUUUUUAUAUCUUCAGGUGAACCACAAGUACUUUUGCCCAUCAUUUGUCAAGUACAGCUUUCAUCAAACCUAUGGAACCCCAUUUCCACAGUCAUAGGUGCUGUGUGUGACCCAGGAGACCCAGGAGAUUUGUAAAGCAUGAGUUAAAUUUCAAGUCCAUUUUAGAAAGGUGUAUGUCCCUAUUAAUGACACAUACACCAAAAUGUAUGAGGUAGGCCUCAUGUACUACAGUAGAGGGGAAGCACUGUAAAGUAAUGCUUCCUGGUAGAAAAGGCUCCGCUUGAACUUACAGGCUGAUGUUUCCACCUCAAUUAUUUUUGUUGGAGAGCAGGAAGUAAUAUUUUAACAGGUAGCAUACUUAUCUAGGCAUAUAGUGAAUAUACUAAUAGUACUGGUGUGCCUCAAUGCACUGACUUACAGGUGAAAUAAAACAAAAGUAUUUAAGUUACAAAAAAUACACUUCUCUGAAUAUUUAUUGAUGGUUAGGCAAUAGGGUUCCUUUACAAGAAGGAAAAAAACUGCCCUUUGUUGUCCAUAAGUAUGAAAAAAACCUUACUUGUAUGUAUAUUUACACUUUGAUAGGCACAUUUUGAAGUCACCAUUUCCCAUUAGCAUAAAGUAAUAACCCUUUCUAUGUUCUCUAACAAAAGAAAACUCUUAGUUUAAUACAGCUGUACUGUCUGUUGGAUGUUAUAAAAGUCCACAACAGAAGGAAACUCAGAAGGCUAGACACUAUUCCUUUUGCUAAAGAUACUCGGUAACUGUUUGCCUUCUAUUUAUCAUAUUGAAAUCAUAACAGUAGAGUUCCUUUUGACCCUUACAUCGGAAAAGAUAGUUUUAGUUUAGCCUCUUCUAUGUUAUUAAUAGUUAAGAGUUUACUACAUUUUGGUAGUCUGUUUCAAAAUUGUACUGUAUCUGAAAGAUGCAGAUCAUGUCUAUUUAUUACACAGUGGGCUCUGUUUGCUGCAGAAAAGAGUGGAACUUUUCACUGCUUAGCACACUUGCUGGUGAAAUAUACCUGACAGAGCAGAGAUUAUAACUAUGGCUCUAAUUACUUUUAAUAAUGGUAAGAAAACGUGAGUUUUGUUUGUUUACAUGCUGUUUACAAUAGCAUAAUUUUUAAAUAUAUAAAACAAUUGAGAUAUUUAUUGCAUACUAUUUUAAAGAUGUUUUAUGUGUUUUCACCUUUGGAAUAUAUUGUUACAAUUCCUUAUACAGAUAAUUGGGUGGCUUUGUUAAUAAUGUAGCUAGCAAUUUUUAUGACUACUAAGUGAUCAGUUUUCCGUGCCUUUUAUUGUGGGAUGCAUGAUUAUGUAUUUAUUGUACGGAAGUCACUGAUGUGUGUGUUUUUGUACUUGGCGGAAAGUAAUGGUUGGUCGCCAUAUACAUGAUGAUGAGAGAUGCCUUUCCCAAAAGGCACUGCCUUGAGAUUGUCCUUCUCCAAUAAAAAGAAUGCAUUUGGACAA
Molecule: messenger RNA, 17092 nt
Organism: Artibeus jamaicensis (Jamaican fruit-eating bat)
Lineage: Eukaryota; Metazoa; Chordata; Mammalia; Chiroptera; Phyllostomidae
Gene: DGKH
Product: diacylglycerol kinase eta
Exons: 31
Coding region: 795-4448 (1217 amino acids)
Biological process (GO): lipid phosphorylation; intracellular signal transduction; diacylglycerol metabolic process
Molecular function (GO): protein binding; ATP-dependent diacylglycerol kinase activity
Source: RefSeq, a predicted model, not a curated record